Aureobasidium melanogenum CBS 110374 is the source of this 507-nucleotide messenger RNA. RefSeq lists its product as uncharacterized. The transcript has a single exon. Lineage: Eukaryota; Fungi; Ascomycota; Dothideomycetes; Dothideales; Saccotheciaceae. The coding region runs from base 1 to 507 and encodes 168 amino acids. The record is from RefSeq and is a predicted model, not a curated record.
AUGCCGCGCCGAGCACCUGUAGCCACAGCCAGACUGGAACCCCCCACUGUUUCACGGCCUCAGACAACCCAUGCCCAACGAAUGGAGUACCGCAUAGGAAGAGGAGAAAUGGGCGUCUUGACGUUUGAGCCUUACAAGUCAUACCUGCUUCCCCUAUGGCGAUUCAGAACACCAGACAUUGCACGGCAAUCCUCGGCGCUCCUCCGGAAAGAGUUUGAGCAUUUUGGCGAAGAGGGAGACUUUGUCGGCAUGGACAUGACGCGCAAAUUCAUCCAGAUGGGAUUCACACGCGCGAAACGAUACGCCAAUCAUAAAGGCGGGAAAAAGUACGACAAAGACCACGAGAUCCUUCCCAACAGCGAGGCUCAUGCGGACAAGGCGGACAAGGAAGAAUCGAGCCGGAUAUUCAAGGAUAUAUUGGAAGAGAUUAAGCAAGACGAGACAUACUUGCGGCUCAAGGAGCAGUUCCAGAAAGAGCUUAAGCAAUACAAGAAAGAGAGUUCAUAA